Messenger RNA from Gryllus bimaculatus (two-spotted cricket), 459 nucleotides. NCBI's taxonomy places the organism in Eukaryota, Metazoa, Arthropoda, Insecta, Orthoptera, Gryllidae. The record is from the annotation of a GenBank genome assembly.
GGCCGAGUGAGCCGCACUGUUCUAAUUGCCAAGUGGAACGCGCGCCUUCGGCGGGGGUGGCGCUGCGGAAUGAAGGAGCUGCAGCGGGGGCGGAAGCGGCGGUGGGCGGAGGAGCUCCACGUAAGCCAGGUCGUAAGUUUGGAGCCAAGUGCGAACUGUCGCCCGCCUCCUUUGGAGUCGCAUGCUGGGCGGUGAGGGUCGACUGUUGCGUGGAGUGCAUCGUCCUGAAGAACGAAUGGUGCGAAACGGACGCGCGGGAACGCGGACGUGGCCUCGAGUCAACGGCCUGCAGGAGUGGCCUCCACCUUCGCUUCUUUUUCUAGAACGAGGCUAUUCUCUAACGCAGUAGUAUUUUCCAUAAGCACCGGUUUUUCUUCCCUGUUCGUAAACUGUUAGUAAUUAUGAUCCGUUGGAAUCAUCAUAUCCUUAGCACAUUUGGGGAUAUUCGUAUUCUGAAUU